Molecule: messenger RNA, 762 nt
Organism: Lathyrus sativus (Indian pea)
Lineage: Eukaryota; Viridiplantae; Streptophyta; Magnoliopsida; Fabales; Fabaceae
Source: the annotation of a GenBank genome assembly
AUGAUUCAAAAUGGUGGCACUGUAUCCCAAGGUUCUAUCUUGUGUUAUGCUUGUCAAAUUCCUGCUAAGGUUGGUGUCUCGAGUAUCCGAAGUUUCUGGGGACAUAGUUUGGAAAAUAAGCCAAGAGGAAUGACAUUAACAGACAUGUCUGCUACAUCAAGCUCACUUUUAAGCGGGGGUCAGAAUCUUUUCUCUCGUACCAUCCCCGCAUUACGUACGCUGCACAAGUCUUCUACCACUCCUCGAGCAACGAAGGAUUCCUCAGGCUUUCGAUUCCCUCCGAUGAAAAGAAAACCAAGAUGGUGGUGGAGAACAUUAUCAUGCAUCCCUUACCUCUUACCUCUCCAUCAGGUUUGGAUGUAUGCUCAGACAGCAUACAAUCUUCACCCGUUCAUCGAGUUUUUUGAGCCCAUGACGCUCCCUUUUCUUAUGGCAAUUGGAAGUCUACCUAGAUGGUCUCUCAUAGCAUACUUCUUGAUUGCAUAUCUUACAAUUGUGAGGAGAAAAGAAUGGCCUCAUUUCUUCCGAUACCAUGUUGCCGUCGGAAUGUUAAUCGAGAUCGCCCUACAGGUUACCGGGAUUGUGAGCCGUUGGAUGCCGCUUGCGUUUUAUUGGGGUCAAAUUGGAAUGCAUUUCUGGACUACUGCAUUUUUUGUUUUUCUCUUUACUACCGCAGAGUGCAUUAGAUGUGCCCUUGUUGGAAUGUAUGCCGAUAUCCCUUUUGUCUGUGAUGCGGCAUACAUUCAAAUACCACACGAGUAA